Molecule: messenger RNA, 1131 nt
Organism: Plenodomus lingam JN3
Lineage: Eukaryota; Fungi; Ascomycota; Dothideomycetes; Pleosporales; Leptosphaeriaceae
Gene: HEM2
Product: Aminolevulinate dehydratase
Biological process (GO): heme biosynthetic process
Cellular component (GO): cytosol
Molecular function (GO): zinc ion binding; porphobilinogen synthase activity
Source: RefSeq, a predicted model, not a curated record
AUGUCCUUCUCCUCACUCGUUUCGGACAUCGCAUAUCGCAAUGCCGACCGCCCCGAAAGACCAGACCUGCGCUCACAAAUCUCCGAGGCCCGAUCGACUCGCUCGUAUGCUAGCACGGCAGCCACGAGCGUAAGCAUUGCCGGCGAUAUCAAGAGCCAGCUGCAUGGAGGAUAUAGCCAUCCGCUUUCGCGCGCGUGGCAGGCAGAGCGCCAGCUAACCAAGUCAAUGCUCAUCUACCCUCUCUUCAUCUCAGACCAGCCGGACGAGGAGACUUUGAUUCCUUCCCUCCCCAAUAUCCACCGCCGCGGCCUCAAUAAGGUCGUUCCUUACCUCACUCCCCUCGUAGCCAAGGGCCUGCGCUCCGUCAUCCUCUUCGGCGUACCUCUUGCUCCCGGUGCCAAAGACGCCCUGGGCACCAACGCCGAUGACCCCAAAGGUCCCGUCAUCAGAGCCAUUCGUCUUCUUCGCCGCGCUUUUCCCGACCUCUUCAUUGUCGUCGACGUCUGUCUUUGCGAAUACACCUCCCACGGCCACUGUGGCAUUCUCCGUGACGACGGUAGCCUAAACAAUGCCCUGUCGGUCGAGCGCAUCAGUGACGUGGCCAUGUCCUAUGCUGAGGCUGGUGCCCACUGCAUCGCGCCCUCAGACAUGAACGAUGGUCGCAUUCGUGCCAUCAAGCUCAAGCUCAUCGAGGCUGGCAUUGUCCAUCAGAUCGUUCUCAUGUCCUACGCUGCCAAGUUUUCAGGCUGCCUGUAUGGUCCGUUUCGCGAUGCUGCAGGCUCUGUACCGUCCUUUGGCGAUCGCAGAUGCUACCAGCUUCCUCCCGGAGGACGUGGACUCGCUCGAAGAGCCAUUGUGCGCGAUAUUGGCGAGGGUGCAGACAUCAUUAUGGUGAAGCCAGCCAGCCAAUAUCUCGAUAUCAUUAGCGACGCCAAAGAAAUUGGAAAGGAUAUGCCCAUCGCCGCCUAUCAGGUUUCAGGGGAGUAUGCCAUGAUUCACGCGGCGGCAGCCGCAGGUGUCUUCGACCUAAGACAAAUGGCCGAGGAGGCCACACAGGGCAUCCUUCGCGCUGGCGCUUCCAUCAUCGUCAGCUACUUCACACCUGAGUUUCUGGACUGGCUAGGCCACUAA